Molecule: messenger RNA, 321 nt
Organism: Rubroshorea leprosula
Lineage: Eukaryota; Viridiplantae; Streptophyta; Magnoliopsida; Malvales; Dipterocarpaceae
Source: the annotation of a GenBank genome assembly
AUUUAAAUUCUUCAAACAUAAAUCGAGUUGACUUUGAUAAGGUUGAUGUGGAGGACGAUUGUUGGUUUUCAAUUCAAGUUUAAUUUACACCACGACAUAGAAGAUGUCGGCAGCAUCGACGAAUAACAGAAUCUUGGUCUCACACUCAGUUGCUUAUAUAAACAGGGGUCAAUCCGGUCGGGAAAAGUCUUGCAGGAAUCGACCAGCAUAAUCACAAAGCUAUUAUUCCAUCCCAUUUUCCACAGAGCCAGAGUCCAAGGUUUGUUUUCUCAGAUCUCAAUCUCUUUGCUUUUUCUCGGUUCCAUCUCCUUAUUUGUCUCU